UAAUCAAGUGAGAUGAGCUUGGCUCUGAAAAUUUCCAACAAAGGCAGGUAGUAAAAAGCCGUUAAAUUGGGCCCGCUUCAGCCGUUGAUCUCUCUUUCCUCGUUCCCUCCUCUGUUUCUCUUUCUCUUCCAGUUUUCCCAUUGAUCAUCUUCGCUCCAAUUCUCUCAAUUUUAUUUUAUCGAUUCGAACCCUAACCCUAUUCUACGAUCCGAACCCUCUACCAAUUCAUGUUUAUUUCGAUCAUACAUUAAUACCCAGAAAUUUUAGCUAUUCAAUUACCGAUCUUCUGUACAAAUUAAUUGUCGUACGAUCAUAAAAUCUGCGAUCAAUAAUAACCGAUUUUGAAAAGCAAUUUAGGGGAUUUAGGUCAAAUUUUUGCAUUUGAUAUUCGAUUGAAUAAAGGAUGUCGAAUUUAUACGGAGAUUUUAAUCAGAAAAUCGAUUAUGUGUUUAAGGUGGUAUUAAUUGGGGAUUCAGCUGUGGGGAAAUCCCAGCUUUUAGCUCGAUUUGCGAGGAAUGAAUUUAGUGUUGAUUCAAAAGCAACAAUUGGGGUUGAAUUUCAGACCAAAACCCUUGUGAUUGAUCAGAAGAUCGUCAAGGCUCAGAUAUGGGAUACUGCUGGCCAAGAAAGGUAUAGAGCUGUUACAAGUGCAUAUUACAGAGGAGCAGUUGGAGCAAUGCUAGUAUAUGACAUGACCAAGCGUCAAUCAUUUGAUCACAUUGCGAGAUGGCUGGAUGAAUUGAGGGGGCAUGCUGAUAAAAAUAUCGUGAUCAUGCUAAUUGGGAACAAGUGUGACUUGGCUUCUCUUAGGGCAGUUCCAGUUGAAGAUGCAAAGGAGUUUGCUGAGAGAGAAAACCUGUUCUUCAUGGAGACAUCUGCUUUAGAUUCGACAAAUGUUGAGACUGCUUUCUUAACCGUUCUGACUGAGAUAUACCGAACAGUCAGCAAGAAGACUCUCAGUGUCAAUGGUGAUUAUGAUGUAAGUAGCAAUGCAGCUCUACUCAAGGGAACCCAGAUUAUUGUUCCUGGUCCUGAGGUAAAUAACCAACCGAAAGGAGGUUGCUGUACUUAAAUUAUUGGUAACUCAGACUCCUUUUUUUCAAAACAAAAAUUUUGCAUUAAACCAAAGCUUGUGUCAGGGAAAUUCUAAACCCGAUUAGUCCAGAGAUCGAAUGAAUUUAGGAUGUAACGCUGUAUAGAUCUUUUUAAAGCUUCCUACGUGUACGUCAAGAGAUCUUCUGAAAGAAGAUGAUGAUUACUGGCAAGUAUUUCCAAAAUUUUCAUUUGGAAGUUGUUUCUAAGAAAACUUGAGCAACUUUUUGUGGGUUUUACCAAAGUGCAAUAGAUUAUAGUUUUUGCUGUUUUUCUUGGGAGGAUGAUUUUGGGGUUAGUUGUCCUUUUCAAUCUAGGGAUUGUUAAUCUUGUGGAUCAUUUUGAGUUCAUAUUAUGUAUUAUUGACUUAUUAUAUAUACGUGUGUGUAUCUAAUAUCAUUCAGUUCUGAUGGACUAAUUUCUAAAUUCCCUACUUGGUUUGUUAUUA
Molecule: messenger RNA, 1540 nt
Organism: Spinacia oleracea (spinach)
Lineage: Eukaryota; Viridiplantae; Streptophyta; Magnoliopsida; Caryophyllales; Amaranthaceae
Product: ras-related protein RABA4d
Exons: 2
Coding region: 404-1072 (222 amino acids)
Molecular function (GO): GTPase activity; GTP binding
Source: RefSeq, a predicted model, not a curated record